This is a messenger RNA of Coregonus sp. 'balchen', 21066 nucleotides long. The record is from the annotation of a GenBank genome assembly. NCBI's taxonomy places the organism in Eukaryota, Metazoa, Chordata, Actinopteri, Salmoniformes, Salmonidae.
UGCCACCGCCUGGUUGGUGUGGAGCCCUGUAGACACCAUGUCACAUACAAGCAUGGAUCCAACCAAGAUGGGGAUCGGCCGGUCUAUCGCCGUGCUGACUUCAGGAGGUGACGCCCAAGGUACGAAGUGUGUGUGUGGAUGUCAUCAGAGGGACAGUGUGUGGAUGUCAUCAGGGGGACAGUGUGUGGAUGUCAUCAGGGGGACAGUGUGUGGAUGUCAUCAGAGGGACAGUGUGUGGAUGUCAUCAGAGGGACAGUGUGUGGAUGUCAUGAGGGGGACAGUGUGUGGAUGUCAUCAGGGGGACAGUGUGUGGAUGUCAUCAGAGGGACAGUGUGUGGAUGUCAUCAGGGGGACAGUGUGUGGAUGUCAUCAGGGGGACAGUGUGUGGAUGUCAUCAGAGGGACAGUGUGUGGAUGUCAUCAGGGGGACAGUGUGUGGAUGUCAUCAGAGGGACAGUGUGUGGAUGUCAUCAGAGGGACAGUGUGUGUGUCAUCAGAGGGACAGUGUGUGGAUGUGUCAUCAGAGGGACAGUGUGUGGAUGUCAUCAGGGGGACAGUGUGUGGAUGUCAUCAGGGGGACAGUGUGUGGAUGUCAUCAGAGGGACAGUGUGUGUGUGACUGCGUGCGUCCGUACGCAUAUUCAUGACUGUCUACGUAUGCUUCAGUAUUAGAAGUAUUGAGUGGUGAUUGGGCGCAUAUACAGUCUGUUCUUUAUUAUGUCAACUUUACUAGCUCAGCACAUGUUAUUAUGUCAACUUUACUAGCUCAGCACCUGUUAUUAUGUCAACUUUACUAGCUCAGCACCUGUUAUUAUGUCAACUUUACUAGCUCAGCACCUGUUAUUAUGUCAACUUUACUAGCUCAGCACCUGUUAUUAUGUCAACUUUACUAGCUCUGCACCUGUUAUUAUGUACACUGAGUGUACAAAACAUUAGGGACACCUUUCUAAUAUUGAGUUGCACCCCCUUUUGCCCUCAGAACAGCCUCAAUUCAUUGACAAGGUGUCAAAAGCGUUCCACAGGGCUGCUGGCCCGUGUUGACUCCAAUGCUUCCCAGAGUUGUGUCAAGUUGGCUGGAUGUCCUUUGGGUGGUGGACCAUUCUUGAUACACACAGGAAACUGUUGAGCGUGAAAAACCCAGCAGCGUUGCAGUUCUUGACACAAACCGGUGCACCUGGCACCUACUACCAUAUGUAACCGGUGUGAAAUGGCUAGCUAGUUAGCGGUGCGCACUAGUAGCGUUUCAAUCGGUGACGUCACUCGCUCUGAGACCUUGAAGUAGUUGUUUCCCUUGCUCUGCAAGGGCUGCAGCUUUUGUGGAGCGACGGGUAACAGUGCUUCGAGGGUGACUGUUGUCGAUGUGUGCAGAGGGUCCCUGGUUCAAGCCCAGGUAGGGGCGAGGAGAGGGACGGAAGCAAAACUGUUACACAUACAUACCCCCUUCAAAGGCACUUAAAUAUUUUGUCUUGCCCAUUCACCCUCUGAAUGGCACACAUACACAAUCCAAGUCUCAAUUGUCUCAGGGCUUAAAAAUUAUUCUUUAACCUGUCUCCUCCCCUUCAUUUACACUGAUUGAAGUGGAUUUAACAAGUGACAUCCAUAAGGGAUCAUAGCUUUCACCUGGAUUCACCUGGUCAUUCUAUGUCAUGGAAAGAGCAGGUGUUCAUAAUGUUUCGUACACUCAGUGUACGAAACAUUUUGCUGUUAAAUAAUGUUUGCGGUUAAAUUCCCACGUACCAAAUGAAAAAUAGAAGUUAAAUGGGUUUCCAUUGCAUUUUCAACUGUGCUGAUGGUUUUGUCACAAAAACUGUUGCGUUAUAUAGCAAAUGUACCCACUCUGGUCUUGGCCCAUGCACUCUAGCCAACAGCUUGCAGAUACAUUGUGGGUAGGCUACCUACAUUCUAAGAUUAUUAGGGAUAAGAAGGAUAUUAUUUGUAUUUGUCAAACGGCUGCCAAGCAUCGAUCAUCAUGUCACCAGAAUAAGAUAUUCAUUGGAAAGGAGCAUCAAGCUCAUCACGUGCACUUUCACCACCCUGUGAGGUUCAUCACAAUUUAUUUCAUCUGUAGCCUAAUAAACUGCAUGCGUUCCCCUAGUCGUAGUGGGAGGACCACUCAAUAUAUCAUCGCGUGACUCCAAGUUUACUUCAAUAUGAUGGUUAUUAUAUCAAUAUUUGCGCAUAAAGGCGUAUCCACCACCAUUACUCUCAUAAUUAGUUUUACAGACACAGAAAUAUUCCACCAUGUCAAACGAACAAAUUAUCUGUUGCCGUUUAUAAAAUUGUAUUGACAUUUCCUGUUUCCAUAACAGCUGUGGUGAUUUUAUUUUGUAUAUGUUAUGACUUUACACGCAUAGAAAAGGUGGAUGGUCCUUGGGCCAUUGUCUUGGGCCAUUUGCCAUUCGGCUGGAGGUGACAGAGAGCACAUAAAUUAGGUCAGAGCCUACAUUAGCAUUAUUCUGUGAUGUUGACUUUGAAGACCUCCAGCACUCUCGGUUAAACUGACACAGUGUAAAAAGAGUUUAUAUCGAAAUCAAUGCCUUGAGUUGAAUUAAGAGUUAGGGCUGGAGUUAUUGUCUGAAGGGCUUUCACGCUUAUGCACUUAUGGACGCUUAUGGCAGACAAAAAAACUGUGAGGGCAACUGAGAUCAGCAAUGCUAGUCAGAUGCUGGAGUGGCUUGUCUUCUUGGUCUCUCAGUCCCAGGAGCCAGUUGUCAGUAGCAGAUGGAUGUCUUUGGCUUUUGGCUUCACUGUGGUGGGCAGGGCAGGGAGGAGGACGUGAUGAGUACAGUAUGAUCGCUAUCCUGUAGCCUUAGAUCCUUAGAACUGUGAAACAUUACAUUUUACACAUUUAGCAGACGCUCUUAUCCAGAGCGACUUACAGGAGCAAUUAGGGUUAAGUGCCUUGCUCAAGGGCACAUCGACACAACGCUCUUAACCACUAAGCUACCUGCCAUACAAAUAACUACACUUCUUGGCCAUGAUUUCACACCCAGUCAUCAGCUAGCAAUAUGUAAAAAAAGAUGUUUAUACACUCAAUCUCGGUUAACUGUGAUUUGUUCAGAUGCUCUAUGUCCACAAGAGAUCAUUAUACAGUAGACUGCAUCUUCCCCUAGCAGAGUUGUAGAAUGAUACGUCUAAUGAUGACUGCCUCUUACUAAAUGACUCUUUACACAACAGUAAAUAAAUAUCCUGGUAAUAAAGCUACUUCACUCCCUUCUUUCACUUGGUCCCUGAACAGCCAUGGAGUGGUAUACAUUACAACCCUGAAGGAUGUCUAUAAACAUACAUAUCUAGUAUGAUGACUGAUGUUAAUACAGCUGAGUUGUAUCAUUGCUAGAUUAUUCAAAUUCCAGUGAUUCCAAAUGUGCCCCCUAACCUUUUCCUCUGAGUCACUGUUAUCUCCCGGCUGUUCCUCCUCCGUCUUCCCCUCGUGCCCCUCUGUUCCCCCCUCUUAUUUGGGGCUAAUUAUAGACCCACUGACCUUUUUGUGGAACGUCAUGGUAUGGGGGCAAUGGUGGCUUUCUUCUUCAGCUGCUCUGUUGAAACAAGAGACCGUCCUGUCCAUGCUUGUGAGCAACCACAACACACAUAGACACAAGGGUGCACACACACAUAUAUACACACACACACACACACACCGUGGCCUUUACAGUGUUCUAAACAUGGAGGGAAUAUAGAGUAGAGUCAGACAGAUCUGUUUACAGACAUGACACCCUUUCUAUUCUCAAUCUGAAAAUAUGUGCUGGAGCCAUUUUGGAUGUCUGUGGGAUGUUGUAGCCAAAACACUCUGAGCCCAAAACACAAAUGUCAAGGGACUUGAUAAACCUGAAAUCUAUGUGUAUAAAGCAUUGACAUAUGGGUAUCAAGUCACUCAGGAGCUAUAAAAGUCAUUUUAAUGUGUUUGACGAUGACAACCCUGAAAUCCAAACGUGAACUUGAUUGUAAACUUGAUUUAGUAUUAAUGUUAGCAUUGGUGAAACGGGUUUGUUUUAUGCCAUAACUACUGUACUGCCAUUGUGAGCUGUGUGUGUGUGUGUCACUGUGAGCUUUGACAAGCAACUCUUUAUUCUGCAGUGUUCUGACCCUCAGGACAACACUUUACUGAAAGCCUGCAGGUGUAAGGUUUUAUAAAUUGUUAUAUGCAUGUAUGAGCCCUCAGUCAGUCCUGAAAAACCCAUGUUUGUCUGUCUGUGUCUCUCAGGUAUGAACGCGGCUGUGAGGGCCACAGUCAGAGUUGGUCUCUACACUGGAGCCAAAGUCUACUUUGUUCAUGAGGUAAAGUCAUACAGUAGAAUCAUAGAAUACAAUCACAAUCACAGUUCUGUGAUUCAAGUUUCUACACUUGAUAAUGUGUCGUCUAUCAUUGCUGAUCACCCAUAAUAUAGCGGCCGCUACUAUUCAUUCAUUCCUGAUUAUUAUUGUAAAUGAUCUGACUGAAGGUUUAAGAAAUACAAACCACAUAGAGAGACAAUAUGUGUGGCUGCAGUAGCAUGCUGCUGUCUCCCAUUUCAGAAGGCAGUGUUCUUCAUGUGUGAGUGCAAUCACGUUGAAGAUAAUAGUUUUGUAUUUGUGUUGAUGAUGAUGUCUCCAGGGUUACCAGGGUCUGGUGGAUGGAGGAGACAACAUCAAACUGGCCACCUGGGAGAGUGUGUCCAUGAUGCUGCAACUGGUGAGUCCAGUUAUCAAACACUCACAAGCAAUAAUGCCAAUACAGGAGUCAGGACACAACUGUCAUAAACUGUCACUGUCUAGAGAGUGUAUUACAGUAAAUGAAUGACAAGAAACCAAGAGUACUGGUUUAUUUGAAUAUUAGAGACAGAUACAGACUCACAACCAAGAGUGUUCAUAGAUGAUGAUGAUGAUGAUGAUGCCUACUGUAACUAAGAGAGAGCAGGGGUCGGCUCCAGUAAUACAAACUGACCUCUGCGUACACACGGUGUUUGAGUUGAGUUGGGACCUGGCCAUGGUCUGAGGGACUUUGUCUUUCUUCUAAUUCUAUGAGUCUCUCUAUACCAGGGUGGUACGGUCAUCGGCAGUGCCCGCUGCAUGGACUUCAGAGCCAGGGAGGGCCGCAUGAAGGCUGCCCUGAACCUGGUCAAGCUGGGCAUCACCAACCUGUGUGUGAUCGGGGGUGACGGUAGUCUAACCGGAGCUAACCAGUUCAGGACGGAGUGGUCCACUCUGCUGGUCGACCUGGUCAAAGCCGGUAAGGCUGACGGAUACCCCACCGGGGACUAUGGAAACCCCCUAAGAACUGGGAAGGGUCACAAUCAAAUCUAUGUCCACAUGGAAUACUUAUUUGAAAUUGGAUAGUUCAUUUAAAUUGCAAAAUAUUUAUUUAUUAUUAAUACCCAAUAAAGGGUUUAUUUACUUAGCCACCAAUGCAGUUUGAGCAUUAUUUUUUAUUCAUUUUUACCAUAAAACAACAGGUGCGAUCCCAGAUACACCAUUGGUGGAAUUGCUGUUGAAUAUAACUGACAGAAGUGUGUGAUUUCUCUGUCUCCACUGUUCCUCUCCAGGUAAGAUCACUGAUAACGAGGCCAAGAGAUCGUCCCACCUGAACAUCGUAGGCAUGGUGGGUUCUAUCGACAAUGACUUCUGUGGCACAGACAUGACCAUCGGGACAGACUCCGCCCUCCACCGCAUCAUAGAGGUGGUGGAUGCCAUCACCACUACCGCACAGAGGUUAGGAGAAGAGAGGUCAUCGCUGUCACACACGUUUGCAGCCGUGCGCUCACGCAUAUAGGCGCAUGCACACACUGUUUCUGUUGUCUCUUUUGCACCUGGUUUAUAACAAAGAGGUUUCCUCUGUUGUUCGCCUCAGUCACCAGAGGACCUUCAUCCUGGAGGUGAUGGGUAGACACUGUGGCUACCUGGCCCUGGUGACUGCUCUGGCUUGCGGUGCUGACUGGGUGUUCAUCCCAGAGAUGCCCCCAGAUGAGGGAUGGGAGGGGCAUCUGUGCAGAAGACUGUCUGAUGUAGGUUUACACGCACAGAUAGACUGACACUAGCCUUCUGGCCAGAAGGAUUCUCCUCUUCUUCUCUGCUUCUCUUCUUCUCUUCCCCUCUUCUUCUCUUCCCCUCUUCUUCUCUUCCCCUCUUCUUCUCUUCCCUCUUCUCCUCUUCUUCUCUUCCCUUGUUCUUCUCUUCCCCUGUUCUUCUCUUCCCCUAUUAUUCUCUUCUCCUCUUCUUCUCUUCUUAUCUUCCCCCUCUUCCCCUCUUCCCCUCUUCUUCUCUUCCCCUCUUCUUCCCUCUUCCCUCUUCUUCUUUCCCCUCUUCCCCUCUUCUUCUCUUCCCCUCUUCCCCUCUUCUCUUCCCUCUUCCCCUCUUCUCUUCCCCUCUUCCCUCUUCCCCUCUUCUUCUCUUCCCCUCUUCUUCUCUUCCCUCUUCUUCUCUUCCCCUCUUCUUCUCCCUUUCCCCCUCUCUCUUCUCCUCUUCUCCUCUCUUACCCCCUUACACCCCAUCUCUCACUUCUACCACCCUUCUCCUCUCACCUCUCUUCUCUAUCCCCCCUUCGUCUUCCUCAUUCCCUCCUUCUUCAUUCCCCCUCAUCUUCUAUUUCUAUUUUCUUCUCCAUAUUGAAGUACUUUUUAAAACACACCCAUACAUUACAUUACACACCACACCACAUUACAUUACACACCACACCACUUACAUUACAUUACACACCACACCACAUUACAUUACAUUACACACCACACCACAUUACAUUACACACCACAUUAGACCACAAUCCUUCAUUCCAGUUAUCUGUUUCCAUCCUUGGUACCUAAUCACCAACCUGACGUCUUGUGUCUUUGGUCUCUGACAGCAAAGGGCCAGAGGAUGUCGUCUCAAUGUGAUCAUUGUGGCAGAGGGAGCUAUGGGCAGAGAUGGAAAACCCAUCGGCUCUGAAGACAUCAAGAAGGUCAGCAAGCUCUCCCUCAUAUUACUGUACCAAGCAGUUCAAAUGGUUUUGUUUGCUUGUUUGUUAAAACCUAUUUUAGCGUAGUCUCGUCCACCAACCGUCUCACUCUAUGGGGACAAGGUUACUUUUAGCCCACAGUGGGGCUAAUUUCCCAAAUAUUACCUCUGAGUUAAAAUGCUAAUAUUCUACUGCAUUGUCUACCGGGGUUUGAAUAAGGUUAAACUGUCAGUUGCUAGCAGCUCUCUGUGUGUGCAUCUUACGUUUGUAGCUGGUGGAGAAGAAUUUGGGCUUUGACACCCGUACCACUGUCUUGGGACACGUGCAGAGAGGCGGUACCCCCUCUGCCUUCGACAGAAUCCUGGUAGGUCUCUCUCUGUCUCUGUCUCUGUCUGUCGGUCUCUCGGUCUCUGUAUGUAUGAGCAAAAGCAUGUCUGACUGUGUAAUGUGAUGUUUGUGUGUGUGUGUGUUCCUCCACCUCCCCAGCAGGAUGGGUGUAGAGGCUCUGUUGGUGUGUGUGUCACUCUAACGACGGUGUGUUGUGAUUGUGUCUGACCGUGGUGUGUCUCUAACCCUGGUCUGUGUUCUCCCCCAGGGUAGCAGGAUGGGUGUGGAGGCAGUCAUGGCCCUGCUGGAGGCCACUCCAGAGACCCCGGCCUGUGUCGUCAGUCUGUCCGGUAACCAGGCCGUCAGGCUGCCCCUCAUGGAGUGUGUCCAAGUGGUCAGUAUCAGUAACUAAGCCCCAUCAACCGUUGUAUGUGUGCCAUUCAAAUGGGUUCACCUACACUACCAGUCAAAAGUUUGGACACAGCUACUCAUUCAAGGGUUUUUCUUUAUUUUUUAUAUUUUUUACAUUAUAGAAUAAUAGUGGAGACAUCAAAACUAUGAAAUAACACAUAUGGAAUCAUGUAGUAAACAAAAAAGUGUUCAACAAAUAUUUUACAUUUGAGAUCCUUCAAAUUGCCACCCUUUGCCUUGAUGACAGCUUUGCACACUCUUGGCAUUCUCUAAACCAGCUUCACCUGGAAUGCUUUUCCAACAGUCUUGAAGGGGUUCCCACAUAUGCUGAGCACUUGUUGGCUGCUUGUCCUUCACUCUGCGGUCCGACUCAUCCCAAACCAUUUCAAUUGUGUUGAGGUCGGGGAAUUGUGGAGGCCAGGUCAUCUGAUGCAGCACUCCAUCACUCUCCUCCUUGGUAAAAUAGCCCUUACACAGCCUGGAGGUGUGUUGGGUCAUUGUCCAGAUGGGAUGGUGUAUCGCUGCAGAAUGCUGUGGUAGCCAUGCUGGUUAAAUCACAGACAGUGUCUCCAGCAAAGCACCCCCACACCAUAACACCUCCUCCUCCAUGCUUUACGGUGGGAAAUACAUAUACGGAGAUCAUCCGUUCACCCACACCGCAUCUCACAAAGACACAGCAUUUGGAACAAUUUGGACUCCAGACCAAAGGACAAAUUUCCACCGGUCUAAUGUCCAUUGCUCGUGUUUCUUGGCCCAAGCUGGUCUCUUCUUCUUAUUGGUGUCCUUUAGUAGUGGUUUCUUUGCAGCAAUUCGACCAUGAAGGCCUGAUUCACACAGUCCCCUCUGAACAGUUGAUGUUGAGAUGUCUCUAUUACUUUGCAUUUAUUUGGGCUACAAUUUCUGAGGCUGGUAACUCUAAUGAACUUAUCCUCUGCAGCAGAGGUAACUCUGGGUCUUCCAUUCCUGUGGCAGUCCUCAUGAGAGCCAGUUUCAUCAUAGCGCUUGAUGGUUUUUGUGACUGCACUUGAAGAAACUUUCAAAGUUCUUGAAAUUGUCCGUAUUGACUGACCUUCAUGUCUUAAAGUAAUGAUGGACUGUCAUUUCUCUUUUCUUAUUUGAGCUGUUCUUGCCAUAGUAUGGACUUGGUAUUUUACCAAAUAGGGCUAUUUUCUGUAUACCCCCCCUACCUUGUCACAACACAACUGAUUGGCUCAAACGCAUUAAGAAGGAAAGAAAUUCCACAAAUUAACUUUUAAGAAGGCACACCUGUUAAUUGAAAUGCAUUCUAGGUGACUACCUCAUGAAGCUGGUUGAGAGAAUGCCAAGAGUGUGCAAAUCUGUCAUCAAGGCAAAGGGUGGCUAUUUGAAGAAUCCCCCCCAUCUUACUCUCUCUGUCUCCUCAGACUAAGGAUGUGACGACUGCCAUGGCUGAGAAUAGAUGGGAGGAUGCUAUCAAGCUCAGAGGAAAGUAAGAACACUACCCUACUUUUACCAAUCUAACAAUGGCUUCACUAUUACUGAAACUACUCACUCGGAUGUUACAUAUUACGUUUAUCACAGGCUACUAAUACAUCACUGUUUUUGUUGGCCUUGUCCAGGAGCUUUGAAAACAACUGGAACACAUACAAGAUGCUGGCCCACAUCAACCCUCCAGAUACCAAGGUGAGGGACAACAGCUACACAAUUAACACAUGAGUUGCGUUAAAUUAGUUAAAAGACUAGAGCACUGACAGAUCAAUAUGUCACCAUUCUCUCCUCUCUUCACCUCUCCUCUCCUCCUCUCCUCUCCUCCCUCCUUCUCGCCACCUCUCCUCUUCUCUCCCCUUCUCUCCACCUUUCCUUUCCUCUCCUCUCCACCUCUCCUCUCCACCUCUCCUCCUUUCUCUCCACCUCUCCUCUGCUCUCCUCUUCUCUUCUCCUCUUCUUUCCAUCUCUCCUCUUCUCUCCCCUUCUCUCCACCUCUCCUCUCCCCUCCAGAGCAACAUUAAUGUGGCCAUAGUUAACGUCGGUGCCCCCUGUGCUGGUAUGAAUGCUGCCGUGCGUUCUGCAGUGAGGAUUGGAAUCAUUCAGGGACACAAUAUGCUGGCCGUUCAUGACGGGUUUGAGGGUCUCGCUCACGGAAAGGUAUGUACACAUUACUCACUAUGCACUGCACACUAUGCAGAGCCCAUUCCUCUCAACCAAAACUCCUCUUUUGACCAGGGCCUGUGUUCAUAAAGCGUCUCAGAGUUGGAGUGCUGAUCUAGGAUCAGGUCCCUUUUGUCCAUGUAAUCCUAUACAUUAUGGUGUAUAUGGCUUGGAUGCUUUGUGAUUACAGGCCCAGGUCAUCUAUAAUCUAAAGAUAGAACAAGGCCUGGUACAGUAGCUCUUGUCCAGUGAAUCUGGAAACCUCACUCAUUUGACCCCUGAUCUUUUACCCCUUGACUAGAUUGAGCCCAUCACCUGGACAGGAGUGUCAGGCUGGACUGGGAAGGGAGGCUCUGAGUUGGGCACCAAGAGGUAUUACAUCAUAUCUCUUUUACUACUCAGUUUGUAUUGUCAGCAGGGGUGGAACCAAUGAUUUAUAUAUAUACACUAGAUGACUGACAGGGGGCGCUGUUUUGAAGCCAACGCGCCUCCAUCUUGGCACUCCUCCACCGUUGUAAAAAAUGAUAUCUUCAUUUGUUUUUGCCAUGUUUGUUCUAUUACAGACACCUUAAUGCAUACUUUAAAAUGAUAUUAUGUGAGCUAAAUUAAAUUUUAAAAAUGUAUAAAAACAUUUUCUUUAGUAUAAUUUUUUUAAAGUACUAAUGUUACUGUCCCCAUUACAACAAAAAAAUUAUUAUGUCCUUGAAACAUUUAAUUGAAAUAGAGCUCGCCAGCUUGUAGUCCUAAAACCCGGAAAGUAGUUUCCUCUGGUUCAUUCAGCCAUCCCUAUGGAAAUAAUGAAUGUGGAAAAAAUUGUGUUUUUGAAUAAACGUUGAAAAUAAAGUCCGAGGUUAACACAGGCUUAGGAGAUCUUGUACGUUUUGUUCUAUGAGAUAAUAGCAGUCAGUUAACAUGACCUUUAUGAUAUGAAGCCUUUAUGUGUUUUUAAUGUUUAUAUAAAUUCAAAACAAUUCACAAAAAGUGACAUUAGCUGAUGAAGAUUAUCUCAUUGAACAAAACAUACAAGAUCUCCUAAGCCUGUGUUUACCACAGACAUUAUUUUUCGCCGUUUAUCCAAAAACACCGUUAAUUUUACUCAUAGGCUUUGUACAACGAACCACCGUGGAAUUAGUGCCUUCAAAAAGACGCCAUUACUAUUUCUCUCUAUACCUCCAUGCUGUAGAAUCCCAUUCAUUCCUAUGGAGGACUGCUCCUACUGGGUUGUGUCAAUGUGGCCGACCGGCGGCUUCAAAGCCUCUCAUUGGCCAAUAUAUAGCAUCAGCAAUCCAGGGAUUAUGUAAAAAUGUAAAAAUAUGUUUUUUGCAGAGAUUUAAAAAAUAUAACCCCUUCCCCUGCUUGUGAGUACUGUAUAUCACUGAUGUUUCACACAAUAACUGAUGUCUCCUCCUUUAUUUGAAGAGUCCUGCCUUCUAAGUACAUUGAGGAAAUCAGCUUGACUAUCGCUAAAUUCAAUAUCCACUCUCUGGUAAUCAUUGGAGGGUUUGAGGUAAGAGUCUGAAGACUACCCCAUCACAUGCAUGUCUUCUUUGAUAUGUGGUUGUCUUACCUACUUCCGAACAUUAAAUUGACUUAUUGUAAGUCACUCUGGAUAACAGAAUUUGAUAAAUGACUAAAGUGUAAAUGUAAUGUCUAUGGGGAACCUCACAUGUAACCACAAAAAUAAACAUAAACAUGGUACCUCAGUAGUGUCCCCCCUGCUGCGCUCCCCCUCCUCUCGCCUCUCUCUCAAAAUCAAAUCAAUUUUUAUUUGUCACAUGCUUCGUAAACAUCAGGUGUAGAUUCUCCCCUAUCUCCUCCCCCCCAGGCGUAUAUGGGUGGUCUGGAGCUGGUGACAGCCAGGGAAAAGUAUGAGGAGCUGUGCAUUCCCAUGGUGGUCAUCCCCGCCACUGUCUCCAACAAUGUACCCGGCUCCGACUUCAGCAUCGGAGCUGACACCGCCCUCAACACCAUCACCUCGGUCAGUACCGUAAUACAUCAACACCAUUACCUUUGUUUUUACUGUAACGCAUCAAUAAUACAUCAACACCAUCACCUCGGUCAGUACCAUAAUACAUCAACACCAUCACCUCGGUCAGUACCAUAACACAUCAACACCAUCACCUCGGUCAGUACCAUAGCACAUCAACACAUCACCACCUCGUCUCACCUCCACCAUACCUUACAAAACUGGUCAGUACAUAACUCAACCUACCUUUUUUGUACCGUAACAUCAACAAUACCAUCGGAGCUACACCCCUCAACACCAUCACCUCGGUCAGUACCAUAAUACAUCAAUACCAUUACCUUUGUUUUUACCGUAACACAUCAACAAUAUCACCUAGGUAAGUACCGUAAUACAUCAACACCAUCACCUUGGUCAGUACCCGUAAUAAAUCACACAUCAUACCUAGUGUACCGUAUCUCAACCCAUCACCGGUCAACGAAUACAUCAACACAUCACCCUCGGUAGUACUGUAAUACAUCAACACCAUCACCUUGGUCAGUACUGUAAAUCAACACAUCACCUGUCAGUACAAUAAUCAACACAUCACCUGGUAGUACCGUAAUACAUCAACACCAUCACCUUGGUCAGUACUGUAAUACAUCAACACCAUCACCUUGGUCAGUACUAGUACAUCAACAAUCACCUGUCAUACCAUCAUCAACCCAUCACCUUGGUCAGUACCAUAGCACAUCAACACCAUCACCUUGGUCAGUACCGAUAAUAAAUCAACAAUCACUUAGGUCAGUACUGUAAUACAUAACCACACAUACCAACAAUCACACCUCACUGGUCAGUACCUAAUACAUCAACACCAUCACUUGGUCAGUACUGUAAUACAUCAACACCAUCACCUCGGUCAGUACCGUAAUACAUCAACACCAUCACCUUGGUCAGAACUGUAAUAAAUCAAACACCAUCACCUUGGUCAGUACUGUAAUACAUAACACCAUCACCUAGGUCAGUACCGUAUACAUCAACACCAUCACCUCAGUCAGUACCAUAGCACAUCAACAUCAUCACCUAGGUCAGUACUGUAAUACCAUAACACCAUCACCUUGGUCAGUACCGUAAUACAUCAACACCAUCCCCAUAACAUCACCAACAUCUGGCUUGAAACAGGGAGGUGCUGCUGUACCUGAACUUGUCCCGUAAGAAAACAAAUGUUCAAUUCUCUGUUGCAAAACAUUUUGCUAUGAUGUGAGUCACACAUCACAUCACCCAACUCAAUGCCACGGUCCAAAUCAUAACUACCACAUGCUGUAAUACCUGUCAGACCUGCCAUUUUGUUGCCCAUGCUAAAAGACCACAUAGGAAAUAAGCCUUGGUUUAAAAUGUAUGUCAUGUCUGUCUUCAACUGAAGCAGUUUAAUAUGUGUUUUAACUGUCAUAAAAUCAUUCAUCACUAUGCCCCUAUACUCUCUACCCUCACUUCUUCCCUCUCUUGAUUCCUGAUUCCCCUAUAACAGACCUGUGACAGGAUCAAGCAGUCAGCAGCAGGCACCAAGCGUCGUGUGUUCAUCAUUGAGACCAUGGGAGGGUACUGUGGGUAUCUGGCUACCAUGGCCGGCCUGGCUGCUGGGGCUGAUGCUGCAUACAUCUAUGAGGAGAAGUUUGGAAUCAGGGACCUCGAGGUGAGAUGAUGGAUUCUCUCUCUCUCUCUCUCUCUCUCUCUCUCUCUCUCUCUCUCUCUCUACUGAGAGCUUUAGACACAAUGUACAUAAACAGCACUACAGUCUGUCAGCUUGUGAAAAUCUUUCGGACACAGAUUAAGCUUAGUCCUGGACUAUCCCACUUUUAAAAAUACUAUGGUGUACUAUUCACUGUAGUGUUUUGGCGGACUUUACUGUAGUAUUCACUGUAGUAUAUACAGUUAACUAUAGUAUAAUUACUGUAGGACUGUAGUGUUUUUUGCAGACAUUACUGUAGUAUUUACUGUAGUGUUUUUGUGGACAUUACUGUAGUUAUUCUAGUGUUUUUGUUUUAUAAUCUUUGACAUAGUGAGGCUUUCUCCUUCAGGAAACCUACUGGAGAAAUACUAAAAGAGCACAUUUUCCAUAACCUGUAGGUAGGUAGAUAGGUAGGUAGGUAGGACUGGGGUCUGAACAGAUAGUUCAGAGCUUCUGCUCAUUUCUAUAACCUGUAGGAACACAAUAUAUGGUCUAUACUUGGCAUGUAGGUUUCAAACUUGUGUGACACAAAUUUAUAUUUGGGGGAGGGGAUAUGUAGGUAGGUGUAGUGGUAGGUAGGUGUAGUGUUUAUGCGGACAUUACUGUAGUAUUUACUACAGUGCUUUUUGCAUAUAAAACUUUAGUAUUUACUAUAGUAUAAUACAAUAUUCUAUAUUAAGUAGUACACAUGAUCGAGGGAUACUAUAGUGUUUAGUAUAGUAUACUACAGUUUACUAUAGAAUUAUAUAAGUACUGUAGUAUUCUAUAGUAAACUGUAGUAUUUUUUCAUGUGGCUAAGAAGCGCUGUCAAUAAAUCUUAAUUGAACAUGCUUUCUAGUCCAGGACUAGGCUUACUCUGUGUCUGGGAAACCAGCCCUUUAUGUUUUUCCUUUAUAUAAUUAUUGACGGUACAAACUGGCCUCUAUAUAAAAGUAUACAUGAUAUGAAUAUUUUGAGGUUUCCUCUAUAUAAAAGUAUACAUGAUAUAAAUGUGUCCUGACUGACUGGCUUCGGUUUACAGAUGAACGUGGAGCAUCUCGUGCAGAAGAUGAAGACAGACGUGAAGAGAGGUUUGAUUCUCAGGUGGGUUUCAUUCAAGCAUUCAUUCAUUUAUUUAUUUAUUUAUUUAUUCAGUCAUCCAUUUAUUCAUUUGUGGUCCACUGUAGCUCAGCUGGUAGAGCACGGCGCUUGUAACGCCAAGGUAGUGGGUUCGAUCCCCGGGACCACCCAUACACAAACAAAAAUGUAUGCACGCAUGACUGUAAGUCGCUUUGGAUAAAAGCGUCUGCUAAAUGGCAUAUUAUUAUUAUAUUAUUAUUAUUAAUUUAGAUCUCAAUCUGCCAUACUUGUGCUUUUCCAAAACUCUCUCUCUCCCACCCUCUCCCUGUUCCUGUCCCUCUCAUUUACAUUUUACAUUUUUGUCAGUUAGCAGAUGUUCUUAUCCAGAGUGAUUUACAGUUAGCUAGGUGAGACAACCACAUACAGUAGCACAGUCAAUAGCUUGUUUUCUAUCUAAUUGGCAACAGAUUUUCAUGUGAAUAUUCUCAAAUCUGCAUAAAAAACUAUAUGCGCAUUUUCCCACCAGAGAUAUGUUUCCAUCAAACUGACUUGUAGCGGCUAGAAGGCUGCACAUAAACAUUACAUGUUGUGGUUAAAUUCCUAUGUACUGAAUAAAUAAAUAAAUGAAUAAAAAGUUUAAUGGGUUUCCAUUGCAUUUUCAACUCUACCAACUCUACCAAUGGUUUUGUCACAGAAACUGUUGCGUUAUAAAACAAAUGUGCCCAAUCUGGUUGCACAUGCAUUCUAGCCAACAGCCCGCAGAUACAGGCUAGCCUACAUGAUGAGAUUAUUAUGGAUAAGAGCAAGAUUAUUUUCUUUGUCAAACUGCAGCCAAGCAUCGAUCAUCAUGACACCAGAAUAAGCCCAUUGAUAUUUAUUGGAAAGUAGCAUCAAGCUCAUCACUGUGCACUUUCACCACCAUGUGAAGUUCAUCAUCAAUUAUUUAAUCUGUAGCCUAAUAAACUGUAUGCUUUCCCCAAUCAUAGUGGGAGGACCACACAAUAUAUCAUCGCGUGAUCCCAAGUUUACUUCAAUAUGAUGGUUAUUACAGUGAGGGAAAAAAGUAUUUGAUCACCUGCUGAUUUUCUACGUUUGCCCACUGACAAAGAAAUGAUCUGUCUAUAAUUUUAAUGGUAGGUUUAUUUGAACAGUGAGAGACAGAAUAACAACAACAAAAAUCCAGAAAAACGCAUGUCAAAAAUGUUAUAAAUUGAUUUGCAUUUUAAUAAGGGAAAUAAGUAUUUGACCCCCUCUCAAUCAUAAAGAUUUCUGGCUCCCAGGUGUCUUUUAUACAGGUAACGAGCUGAGAUUAGGAGCACACUCUUAAAGGGAGUGCUCCUAAUCUCAGCUUGUUACCUGUAUAAAAGACACCUGUCCACAGAAGCAAUCAAUCAAUCAGAUUCCAAACUCUCCACCAUGGCCAAGACCAAAGAGCUCUCCAAUGAUGUCAGGGACAAGAUUGUAGACCUACACAAAGCUGGAAUGGGACUACAAGACCAUCGCCAAGCAGCUUGGCGAGAAGGUGACAACAGUUGGUGCGAUUAUUCGCAAAUGGAAGAAACACAAAAGACCUGUCAAUCUCCCUCGGCCUGGGAUUCCAUGCAAGAUCUCACCUCGUGGAGUUGCAAUGAUCAUGAGAACGGUGAGGAAUCAGCCCAGAACUUCACGGGAGGAUCUUGUCAAUGAUCUCAAGGCAGCUGGGACCAUAGUCACCAAGAAAACAAUUGAUAACACACUACGCCGUGAAGGACUGAAAUCCUGCAGCGCCCGCAAGGUCCCCCUGCUCAAGAAAGCACACAUACAGGGCCGUCUGAAGUGUGCCAAUGCACAUCUGAAUGAUUCAGAGGAGAACUGGGUGAAAGUGUUGUGGUCAGAUGAGACCAAAAUCGAGCUCUUUGGCAUCAACUCAACUCGCCGUGUUUGGAGGAGGAGGAAUGCUGCCUAUGACCCCAAGAACACCACCCCCACCGUCAAACAUGGAGGUGGAAACAUUAUGCUUUGGGGGUGUUUUUCUGCUAAGGGGACAGGACAACUUCACCGCAUCAAAGGGAUGAUGGACGGGGCCAUGUACCGUCAAAUCUUGGGUGAGAACCUCCUUCCCUCAGCCAGGGCAUUGAAAAUGGGUUGUGGAUCUGUAUUCCAGCAUGACAAUGACCCAAAACACACGGCCAAGGCAACAAAGGAGUGGCUCAAGAAGAAGCACAUUAAGGUCCUGGAGUGGCCUAGCCAGUCUCCAGACCUUACUCCCAUAGAAAAUCUGUGGAGGGAGCUGAAGGUUCGAGUUGCUAAACGUCAGCCUCGAAACCUUAAUGACUUGGAGAAGAUCUGCAAAGAGGAAUGGGACAAAAUCCCUCCUGAGAUGUGUGCAAACCUGGAGGCCAACUACAAGAAACGUCUGACCUCUGUGAUUGCCAACAUGGGUUUUGCCACCAGGUACUAAGUCAUGUUUUGCAGAGGGGUCAAAUACUUAUUUCCCUCAUUAAAAUGCAAAUCAAUUUAUAACAUUUUUGACAUGCGUUUUUCUGGAUUUUUUUGUUGUUAUUCUAUCUCUCACUGUUCAAAUAAACCUACCAUUAAAAGUAUAGACUGAUCAUGUCUUUGUCAGUGGGCAAACAUACAAAAUCAGCAGGGGAUCAAAUACUUUUUUCCCUCACUGUAUAUCAAUAUUUGCGCAUAAAGGUGUUUCCAACUCCUUUUCUCGCAUAAUACAUUUUACAGACACAAAAAGAUCCCACCAUAUCGACCGAACAAAUGCCUUUUCUCAUUUGGCAAAAAGUCAGUCCUCCACCCUCUCUCCUCUGUCCUCUCUCCUCCGUGAGGCGGAAACCGAUAACAUGCUACCCAGACCGCACACGCGUGUGCAAGUUGAUUUUGUCCCCCACACCAGACACGAUGAGGACACGCAGGUUGAAAUAUCAAAAUAAACUCUGAACCAAUUAUACUAAUUUGGGGACACAUUGAAAAUUAUUAAACAUUUAUGGCAAUUUAGCUAGCUAGCUUGCUGUUGCUAGCUAAUUUGUGCUGGGAUAUAAACAUUGGGUUGUUAUUUUACCUGAAAUGCACUAGGUCCUCUACUCCAACAAUUAAUCCACAGAUAAAACGGUAAAAGUUAGUUUUCUAGUCAUCUCUCCUCCUUCAGGCUUCUUCUUCUUCUUUGGACUUUAUAUGGCAGUUGGCAACCAACUUUAAGAUGCAUUACCACCACCAACUGGACUGGAGCAUAGACCUCAGUUAAUCUUUCAAUCACCCACAUGGGUAUAUGCUCCUAAAAACCAAAUGGGGAGAGGCAGGACUUGCAGCGCGUUGAGCGUCACAAUUAGAACCGAUUUAUAUUUUAGCGCCUGGCCACGCAGACGCUCGUUGACGCGCGCGAGCAGUGUGGGUGCAAUGAUUGAAUAACAUGUAUGUGUACAUUUAUUUUGCAACACGUGGUCAGCAUGUUAAGUGGUCGAUGAGAUGUAAAUUCGUUAGUAGGUGAACGGAAGAGGCCUUUUAUAAAUUAUAUUUGCGCACCUCCUACGUCCUCUCCUCCGUCCUCUUUCGCCUCCUUUUGAAAAAUGUCAAAGUUAAUCGAAGAGAGUCGGCGAGGAGAGUGAACAUGGAUGGAAAUGGCUUGCUUGAAAUGAGACAGUCCUUCUCCACUCGCGCGUCAAUACAGGGGUGGAUCCCAAAAUACAUGUAUAUAGUGAUCAAAACAAAUGAAGUUAGUUGCGCAAAACUUUUUAUAGAUAAAACAAUAAGUCGAAUAUUGUUUUUAAACGUGUGCAUGUUUUUCUCUGACAAAACAAAAACUGAUUCAAAGGGGAUGUAGCAGAUUUCUAACUCUUCUGUGGUAGGAUACACAUGAGUAUCCUUGAUGAAAGGAAGCUGUCAAGGAGGCGAGGACACUCUUCCGUCUGCCUAACGAAAUGACACACUCCUCAAACACUCGACCACUUAUCGGUUUCCAGGUCACUGAGGAGAGAGGACAGAGGAUGGAGGGUGGUCUUUUGCCCAAACAAGAAAACCCUCGAGUGUCCUCCCCUCCUCAGUAGCCAUCUUUCAUCAAGGAUAGUAAUGUGUAUCCUACCAGAGUCCUUAGCAGAAUAGUUUUAACCCCCUGUAAUGCUUGAAUGGAAACCUGGUUAUAGUAAGCAAAAUAAUUUCUCAAUAAAGCAGUCAGUGCUAGUGUUCUGUAUCCUCUUUGUGGUCAGGAAUGAGAACUGCAAUGCCAUGCCAUGCCACUUCAACUGUAAAUAUACAGUAUAUUAAAGCAGUAAGGCCCGAGGGGGUGUGGUAUAUGGCCAAUACACCACGGCUAAGGGCUGUUCUUGGGUACGAUUCAACGCAGAGUAAUUAGAGCAGUCAAAAUAAAAGUUUUGUCAUACCCGUGGUAUACCACGGCUGUCAGCCAAUCAGCUUUCAGGGCUCGAACCACCCAGUUUAUAAUCAUGUUUAGAUCUCAUCUGUACUCCUUUCCUCUGUGUAUCAGGAAUGAGAACUGCAAUGCCAACUACACCACAGACUUCAUCUUCGCUCUCUACUCUGAGGAGGGCAAGGGCGUCUUCGACUGCCGCAAGAACAUCCUGGGACACAUGCAACAGGUCUGUUAACAGUGACAAGGCUGCUCACAAAUAGCACCCUAUUCUCUUUAUAGUGCACUACUUUUGUCCAGGGCUCUGUUCAAAGAAGUGCUCUAUGUAGGAAUUAUGUGCCAUUUGGGACGUAACCACCGUUUCAAUUAAUUACAGGAGUGCUCCUAAUUGGGGUCAAUUCCAUUUCAAUUCAUUCAAUUGAGAAAGUAAACUGAAAUUCCAAUUUUCCCUUAUUACUUCAGUACUGAAUUUGACUGAAUUGUAAUGGAAUUGAACCUGGCACUGGUUACAGGGUCAAUUAAAGUACAAAGUGCCCCUAAUAUUUAUAACGCUUAACCAGAACGUACAGUACAUAGACUUUAGUUGAAUAAUCCAACCUCGCCUUUCCCCUCCCCUGUCCUCCACUCUCCCCUCUCCCCCUCUAACUCUCCCUUCUUUCCUCCCCUCUCUUCUCCUCCCUAACCUCUGUCCUAUCCCCUCUCCCUCUCCCCAGGGCGGAACCCCAACACCUUUCGACAGGAACUUUGGUACAAAGAUGGGCUCCAAGGCUGUUCUGUGGCUCACAGAGAAACUCAAGGAGGUGUACAGACAUGGUAAGACAGGCUGUGGGGUGUCACCAUGAACAUAUACUGAGAUAAAGCAAUGAGAGGCAUAUUGCUGCUUCCCAGUACUUUAUUCCUGCACCCAAAUACACAUCGUUUUGACUUCACAGAAGUCGUUCGCCUGUAUCAUUUUUAGCUUAGCACCGGUAUUCUCAAGUUUAGGAUGUGAAUAUCACCCGCCUUUUUUUUCAUUGACCAUUUACAAAUACCCCACGUCUGAAGCUAGUGGCAAUUCCGUUGUAUUGUUCACAUAGGCAUUCUCUUUAUCGCUGCUUUCACUUUGUCCCAGAUCUGUUUGUGCUGUCUUGUCAACUCCUAUUGUCACGCGCCAUGGAAGUUGGCAAGACAGCACAAACAGGUUUUAGACUCAAGCUACACUCUUAGAAAAAAGGGUUCCAAAAGGGUUCUUUGGCUGUCCUCAUAGGAUAACCCUUUUUGGUUCCAGGUAGAACCCUUUUUGGUUCCAGGUUGAACUAUUUUGGGUUCCAUGUAGAACCGUCUGUGAAAAGGGUUUUACAUGGAACCCAAAGGGGUUCUACCUGGAACCAAAAGGGUUCUACCUGGAACCAAAAAGGGUUCUACCUGGAACCAAAAAGGGUCCUUCAAAGGGUUCUACUAUGGGGACAGCCAAAUAACUGUUUUAGGUUCUAGAUAGCACCUUUUUUUCUAAGAGUGUAGCUUUUACCUGCUGAUACCAGUUGUUAUUUUGUCUCAUUGAGUAUAACUUCAUUUGACUAUCUGUCACCCGGCCUUCUCUCUCCUCCAGGUCGUAUCUUCGCUAACACCCCAGACUCUGCCUGUGUGCUGGGCAUGAAGAAGAGAGCACUGACCUUCCAGCCCUUGGCUGAGCUUAAUGAACAGACUGACUUCGAGUAAGAUCCUUUCAUCCUCAGAGAUGUCUUCUUAGAUAGAAACCCAAGGCACUAUGAUGCUAAAACACAAGAGUGACAGUUGCUCACUCUCCUCAACAUACAUUUUUUCAUACUUUAACACACUUUUCAUACUGAUCCAGAGUUCAAGUGGGUAUUGUGAGUGCGUAUCCCUCAACUAAUACCUGUUUUGAAAAGGAACAUUCCCUCUUCUCUUUCUGACUACAUCGCAGUUUUCACAUAUUAUGUAUGUAGACACUGGUAUGUAAUGAAUACAAGGUUAAAAAGUGGUGAAGUGUCCCUUUAACAUCCCUCUACCCCCCUCUGCUGUCCUGUCCAGGCACCGCAUCCCCAAGACAUCGUGGUGGCUGAAGCUGAGGCCUAUCAUGAAGAUCCUGGCUAAAUACAACAUCAGCCUGGACACAUCAGAGCAUGCCCACAUGGAACAUGUGAUCAAGAAGAGGGUGUCGAUGCCCGCACCACUGAUGAAGAAGCACAAGGAGGAGGUAGAGGAGGAAGAGGAA